Molecule: messenger RNA, 3926 nt
Organism: Heterobilharzia americana
Lineage: Eukaryota; Metazoa; Platyhelminthes; Trematoda; Strigeidida; Schistosomatidae
Source: the annotation of a GenBank genome assembly
AGAAUUCUGGGCUACAAGCUUUAGUUCAACAUGCCUCGGAUUAACAUUAAAGGAGGUGUCUGGAGAAACACCGAAGAUGAAAUCUUGAAAGCUGCUGUUAUGAAAUAUGGUAAAAACCAAUGGGCUCGGAUCGCUUCCUUGUUACACCGCAAAGCAGCCAAGCAAUGUAAAGCUAGGUGGUAUGAAUGGCUUGACCCUAGUGUAAAAAAAACGGAAUGGAGUCGUGAGGAGGAUGAGAAACUUUUACAUCUAGCAAAGCUGAUGCCGACUCAAUGGAGAACAAUAGCACCAAUUGUUGGAAGAACUGCUAAUCAGUGCUUAGAGCGCUAUGAAUACCUUUUGGAUAAAGCACAGAACAGAGAAGGGCUUUCGGCUGAGGAGGAUCCUAAGCGUCUUCGACCAGGGGAAAUUGAUCCAAAUCCGGAGACUAAACCUGCACGUCCAGAUCCUGUUGAUAUGGAUGAAGAUGAGUUAGAAAUGCUUUCUGAAGCAAGAGCUAGAUUAGCUAAUACACAGGGAAAAAAAGCAAAACGUAAAGCUAGAGAACGUCAACUUGAAAUUGCUCGGAGAAUGGCUAUGAUGCAAAAACGCCGUGAACUUCGAGCAGCUGGUUUGGGGACAUUUCUUGGACUAAUGCCAAAGACAAAACCAUGCAUGGAUUAUAAUUCAGAAAUUCCAUUUGAGAAACAACCUCCUAAAGGAUUCUAUGAUACCAGUAAUGAAAAGCCAGAAAUCAAACCUAUGGAUUUUCAACGUUUACGACUUUCAGAUAUUGAAAAAGAGAGUUUCAUGGAAAGGGAGAAGCGAGAACGUAAGAAAGAUGCUGAACGCCAAGCUAAGCGUAUGCAAUCUGAUUUACCUGGUGUUAUUUUACAACGUGGAAAUUCUCUGGAUGAACCAUUAUUGAAAAGAUCUAAACUUGUGCUUCCUGCUCCUCAGAUAUCUGAUCUGGAGUUGGAAAAUUUAAUCAAGGUUGGUCAAGCAGGGGAAAAUGCUGUAAGGAUGGCUAUCGAAGAUUCUGAUGGGGAAUUGGGUUCUGCAACACACCCUCUCUUACCAGAAUAUCCUACAGGUGGAUUCGCAACGCCGACGUUAAAUCUUCAGCGUACGCCAAUGGCUAUGGUAGAUACUGUGACCAGGGAAGCUCAAAAUAUUUUAGCCUUACAACAAGUUCAAACCCCUCUUAAGGGUGGGGAGAAUACUCCAUUAGUUGGUGAAUCAGAUUUCUCUGGCACAACACCUCGUGUACCCAGUAACCUAGCAACACCAAAUAUUUUACUCCCUAGUCAGAUAGUUGGUACUACCCCGUUCCGUACACCAAAUAUUAUUGAAAAUGGUACUCCGGCUGUUUUAAUGGGUGCUGCUGGUAGCAAUACACCCGUUCUUAUUAGAAACAGUGAGCAAAACGGUCCAGUAUCUAAUACACCGUUGAGAAAUCGUCUUAAUAUUAAUCCAGCGGAUGAAAAUAAUCUAUAUGGUCUUGGUGAUCAAGAUACUGCUGUGUUUUAUGAUAAAAAUGGUGUGAAAACAAAUCUACGUAAAAGCUUAGCUAACCUACCGGCACCAAAGAAUAACUUUGAAAUCUUUGUACCUGACGAAACAAACAAUGAUGAUGUCGGUGAAAACGACAAUGUUGAUAUGGAUCAAAUGGAGGAGGAAAGAGGAACAGCUUCGAAAAUUCCAGACCAGUCAGAUUUGGAUAGACAGACUGAAAGAGAACGUGCUAAAGCUGCUGAAUUGGAAUGGUCUAAACGCAGUCAAGUUGUUCGACGAUCUUUGCCAAGACCAUCAGCUGUAAAUCAUACCAUUUUGCGUAACAUACCAGGAUUAGCUAAUCAACCACCCCAACAGGAGGCAAAUAUGACAGAUCUGCAAAAGGCUGAAGAAUUAAUUAAACAAGAAAUGGUAACAAUGAUGCACUAUGAUAAUUUAAAUAACCCACCACCUAAUCAGCUGUUGGAUGCGGCUAAGCAGACUGGUCCAAGUGGAGGCGCUGCUCCAGCUAGUCAACACAGACGUUAUUUACAACAAUUGAAAGCUACGCAUGAAGGUUAUUUAAAAGAUUCUCCGUAUGAACAAUUCAAUCCAGAGGAUUUAAAACUGGCAGAGAGUUUACUCGAGGAGGAAAUGCAUGUGGUUCGGAAUGGUAUGGGACAUGGUGAACUAUCAGCUGAAGCUUAUGCAAAAGUCUGGCAUGAAUGUCUGAGUCAAGUUCUAUAUCUACCAGCUCAUCGACGUUACACACGAGCUAAUCUGGUGACAAAACGUGAUCGUAUCGAAUCUCAUGAAAAGCGGUUAGAUCAGCUUCGUCAUCUUAUGGCUGAAGAGGCUAAACGCGCAGCCAAAUUGGAAAAAAAACUAAGGAUCUUGCUAGGCGGUUACCAGGUAAUGUGACGUACAUGAUACUUGUGCCAUUUUGAAGUUGUUUUUGAAAAUCCCUUUGAAGGUAAUCAUUUCACCUCGUGCAUUUGAUAAAUCGUAGUAUGGAUUCUAAAGAAUGUAUAGUGUAGAAUUUUUAGAUCAUGCAAUUCUUCAGAUUUUUAAUUACUGCAAAUAUAAACGCUCAAUGUCCUUAUAAAGCCAUUGGUCUUUGAAUGAAGUUAUAGACAUGCUGUUUUUCAUAUGUAUUUGUCUUUGAGUAUUUAACAAAAUAAUAAUUAUUCAGUGUUCUUCGAGUUUCAGUUCUUGACUGUGGACAUCUAAUCAUCAGUUAACAUGACUGUACCGCUGUUUUUUUUUUCCAAUGGAAAAUAUUCACAUAUUUGCUAAUCAGUUUUAAAUCAUACAUUAAAUCAUACACAUAGAGUAUGUUAGUGUAUGAAAAUCACAAGUAUCUAGUCACAGUUAUGUGCAGUCCAUAUUUCCUAUGAAAUAUAUAUUGUCUGUUCUCACGCCUAUGUAUUUUUUCAUAUAUUCUUCAUUGUAGUCACGUGCGCAAACGUUGAUGAAAGCCAUCGAAGAAAGUGUAGACCAAAUUGAACAAAGUCAUAUGGAGUUGACUACAUAUGAAAGGCUUCAUGAACAGGAAUUAUGUGCUAUCGCCAGACGUUCUGAGGUUUUAGAAGCUGACGUUGAACGGCAACAAAAGCGACAUGCUGAUCUUCAACGUGAAUACGGAAGACUUAUUCGAAUUCGUGAAGAACGAGAGGCAGAUGCUUUCUUGGCCAGUAAUAUAGAUCUAAUCGGUCGUGGUGACGGUGAAACAUCAAUUGUUGGUACAACUAAUGCAACUUCAACUGCUGAUCAAACUAAUACCACUGAUAUAUCCCAAUUAAAAACAGUGUAUGGAAGUAAGAAUAUGAAAACAGGUAAAUGGAUUGCAGUCACACAAGUUGAAGAUGUUAAUAACAACAUCGAUCAUCCAGUGUUACCUGAUGGGGAGAUUGCUACGAAUUCUAUCCUCAAUUCAAGCCAUCUAACAGAAAGUGAUGACGGUGAUAUUACUAGUAAUAAUGUGUCGCCUACGAAUGGUGAAAUAUCCUCUGAUUCAGAAUUGGCAAAUGUGAAUAUGAUGGAAUCAACAUUGCAACAAACAAUUAGUUCACACUGAUUUUCUUCUGUUUUAUAUAAUUCUAAUUUGUUUUCCUAUCUACAAACAAACAUUUUGUCUACCUUCUUUUUCUUUCUUUCCCUAUCUCUCUUACAAUGAAACAGUUUUUGUAUGCAUAUUUUACACCUUCAUCUGUUAUCUUAGUUUGGUUUCGCGUUUGUAGAUUCUUAGCUGUCAAAGUUGAUUAUCAUUAUUAUUAUGAUAUUUACCACAAAUAGCUUUGUGUCUUGAGUAGACAUACUAAAAGAACUAUUGGCUAUACUUUAUCUAACUGUCACUUUCACUGCUACUACUCUGUUCAGUUUUAUUUGUAAAAAAAAUUCUCAUAUUAUGAUUGCAGUUCAACUGUCAAAGAAAAAUGUAAUGUGAUAUACAC